CGCAGUCUCUGGUCAUCUCCUGUACCGUGUCCGCAGUCUCUGGUCAUCUCCUGUACCGUGUCCGCAGUCUCUGGUCAUCUCCUGUACCGUGUCCGCAGUCUCUGGUCAUCUCCUGUACCGUGUCCGCAGUCUCUGGUCAUCUCCUGUACCGUGUCCGCAGUCUCUGGUCAUCUCCUGUACCGUGUCCGCAGUCUCUGGUCAUCUCCUGUACCUAUGUCCACAGUCUCUGGUCAUCUCCUGUACUGUGUCCACAGUCUCUGGUCAUCUCCUGUACUGUGUCCGCAGUCUCUGGUCAUCUCCUGCAGUACAUCCACAAUCUCUGGUCAUCUCCUGUACUAUGUCCGCAGUCUCUGGUCAUCUCCUGUACUGUGUCUGCAGUCUCUGGUCAUCUCCUGCAGUACAUCCACA
This is a messenger RNA of Staurois parvus, 408 nucleotides long. The record is from the annotation of a GenBank genome assembly. Lineage: Eukaryota; Metazoa; Chordata; Amphibia; Anura; Ranidae.